Messenger RNA from Danio aesculapii, 2456 nucleotides. RefSeq names its product butyrophilin-like protein 3. The record is from RefSeq and is a predicted model, not a curated record. The transcript is spliced from 13 exons. Gene Ontology annotation, molecular function: protein binding. The coding region runs from base 1 to 1626 and encodes 541 amino acids. NCBI's taxonomy places the organism in Eukaryota, Metazoa, Chordata, Actinopteri, Cypriniformes, Danionidae.
AUGAAGUUCAUUUGUUUAACUCUAAUGCUUAUUAGUGGAAUUACAGACUCAAGAUCAGAUCAGUUUGCUGUAGUGGGAUCUGCAGAUCCUGUAUUAGCAUUUGCUGGUGAAGAUGUGCUUCUGCCCUGUUCAGUCAAACCCAACAUCAGUGUUGUGGACAUGAGAGUCGAGUGGUUUAGACUUGAUCAGGAAUACUCAGUUCAUCUCUAUGAGGAUCAUGUAGACAGAAACACAGAGCAGAUUCUGUCCUACAGAGGGAGAACUGAACUCAAUCAUCAGCUGCUACAGACGGGAAAUGCAUCACUGAGGCUAUCAGCCGUGCAAGUGUCUGAUGAAGGACGUUAUAAGUGUUUUAUUCAGUCCAACUCCGGGUCUGAUGAUGCCACUGUUAAUGUCAGUGUUGAAGCUGUAGGAAGUCCUCCAGUGAUUACAGUAGAUGGGUUUGAUCGUUCAGGAGGGCUUCAUCUACAGUGUGAAUCUGAAGGUUGGAAUCCUGAACCUGAUCUUGAGUGGCUGGACAGUGAAGGAGUCAGAUUGAGUCCAGAAACUACAGAGACACACAGAAACACAGAUGGAUUCAGUGUGAAACACACCGUCACUGUUCAUCAGAGAGACGGCAAGAUUCACUGUAGAGUCAGAGUGAGACACCACGUGCUGGAGACACUGAUCAGCUCCACAAGUAAUAUGUUUGCUUCGUGGAGGACAUCAGUGAUUGUGAUUUCAGUGUUUUCUGUGCUCAGUGUUAUUGCUGGAAUACUGAUAGCUGUGACUGUUCAGAAAAAUAGGGCUCACAGUAAACUAAAGAAAGAUUACCAUAAACUACAUAAAAGCAACGAGAAACUAAGUGAAGAACACAAACAGCUACUGAAGGACAAUAAGCGUAUACAUGAGGAGCACACUGAACUACAGGCCAGCAUUGAUAAACUGCAACGUGCGCACAUUCAGUUACUUGAGGACAAUAAGAGUGUACAUAAGGAACACAAACAACUACAGGAUGAGAAGAGCAGAAUACAACUUGAGCUUGAUCAACUUUUCCAAGGUCAAAGGUUGACUAUACCAAAAGCUAUUACACAUUUAAGACAACACAGAGUGAACGUGACUCUGGAUGCUGAUUCUGCUCAUCCUCAUCUCAUCGUGUCUGAAGAUGGAAAACAGAUGACAUGUGGAAACACACAAAUGAAGGAAGUGAAUAGGGAAAAUGACACAUUUACUGAAUAUCUUGGUGUUCUGGGAAAGGAGGGAUUCUCCUCAGGGUGUUUUUACUUUGAGGUGAAGGUAAAGGGACAAAUUAAAUGGGAUUUAGGGGUGACCAGAGAAUCUGCUGACAGGCAGGAGUUGUGCAGCCUGAGUCCCAAGAAUGGAUACUGGACUGUGGGACUAAUAGAUAAAAAGUAUUGGGCUCAUGAGUCCUCAUACGUCUUUAUUCCCCUGAGUGUGAAACCUCAGAGGGUCGGUGUGUUUGUGGAUUAUGAGAAGGGUUUUGUCUCUUUUUAUGAUGUUGAGUCCAUGUUUCACAUCUACUCUUACACUGGUCAGUCUUUUAAUGGGAAACUCUGUCCAUUUGGAUGCUUGGGGUAUUAUAGGAAUGGAAACUCUACACCGCUGAGGAUCUGUGAUGAUUACUAAUAGGAAGAGUGAAUGUAUUUCAUGAUCAGAUGAAGUAAAAGAAAAUAUAGUCAAAAAAUAUUGAUCAAUUUAAAAAUAAUUAGUCAGAUAUUACUUACACUGUCGACCAUUUAGACAUGUCACUCUGUGGGGGUAGAUAGUGGCGGGGUAGGUGUAGACUUUAAAAAUCAAUAGUGUCAGAAAGUGCAAGUCUGACAGUGCACAUGCAGUCAUUCUGCAGCCAGACCCUUCUCCUCACAAGGGUGAUUUUCUGUCAUUUUAAAACAUUCUGAUGUAAAGACAUGUGCUUACAUGACUGAAAUGAGUUUUGUAAAUAUGUGCAUGUGUAAAUAGCCUACAUAACAAAUGAACUCAAUGUCAUUUAAGCUUGCAGCACUGCAUUUCAGGUGCUUAUAAAAUACACAAUUUUACACUUUACAAAAAAACAUUAUAUUUUAAAAUGAAACAAUAUGUUAUUUGAACUAUUACACUUUUUUCAGUCAUUAAUGUGGCAAUAAAUGUGUUUUAAUUUCUUUCGGAAAACUGCUCGUCCCCACAGCCAUGUACAGAGAGAAGCUGCGAUGCUUUAUUUUGAGGUCAAAAACUGAUAUUUUUUCUAGAAUGAAAUUACACAAAUGUAUUCAUAACAAUGAAAUAUAUGAUGUAAAUGACAUUUAAUAAGAAAAUACCAAAUAAAUAUCAUGAAAUAUAUCAUCAAAGUAGUCCUGAGUUGUGUCACUGGUGUUACCAUAAAAAACAUGACAUGACUCUUUUGACAUGGCUGUCUUCCUCCUACUUCCUGAAGAUCUAUAAAUAAAAGCUUGUUGUAACUCCAUUGUAUUUUUUUUUAU